AUGACCGUCAUUAUCUCCAACCCCUUUCCCGCUGCUCACCUCAGCCCCCAGAAGGCCAUGCUCGCGCUCGAUGCACUGACUUUCAAGAAAGAUUAUGUCGGACUGCGCACGGGAUCCGGACUGUCGACGGCCUCGGCCGUUGCAAUCCUCGCGCCCGCCGACAGAGCCGCCUUUGCGGUCACCUCACGCCUCCUUGCCUCCAUCGUCACCGAGAAUCUGCUCCGGGCGUUCUACGUCCCUGUUGAUGCAGAACACGCUGCUGGUGUCUGUGUCAUCCUCUCUACCCAUGUCAUCGGCGAGCGUUCUGUGCUCGAGCGGUCCCUCAGACCAUCUGAUGUCUUCGCCGUCAUUCCCCUCCAUCAUGCUCCUGUGUUCAAGAGCGAAAAAGGUGUCCAUGGUAGGCCUGUAUGGCUUCUGGACCCGCUCGACAUGCUACCUUCAGUGUACGAGCUUCGGGACCGCCAGCCCAGUGACCCCCUAAACAACGACCUGCGCACGGCCAUACUGUCUAGCCUUGCACCCCCUCCUUGGGAGCUAGGUACCUUCACGUCGCUUUUUCAAGCCCUGGAUCCUCUACACUGGUGGGGCAAGUUUGCUGAUACAAUCAUGAUGGGAGACGACCUCCGUGCAAGCAUUGCCGGAGAAAUAUCGAGCUCCUAUGUCUGGCAAAGGGCUGUCUAUCAAAAUCCUCCACGCUGCCCAAUGCUGUCUUCCCCGUCCAUUGAAUGGGAGCAAUGCUUGGUAGAGGGCCACCCAACGCAUCCGAUGCAUCGCGCGCGCCGCACACUCGCCCCCCUGCCGUCCCUGACACCAGAGACGAGGGACUGGUAUCAUCCUCGCAUCCGUUUUGCGCUCAUUCCGCGCGAGCGCGUCGACGUUCUUGGCCCUUUUGAGCAGGAGAUCACUGCGCUCGCUCAAAUCGCCGCAGCCCGAAGCGGCACAAAAUGGCCCCUCGAGGGCGCGGACGGCCGCGUGAUCAUGCCCGUCUACGAUCUGCAGGUGGCGAAUCUGCAAGCGAAAUUCGACGGCAUCGAAAUGCUGGACGAGACAUUCAGCUUGGAGGCUCUUGGUCAGGCCAGCAUCCGAACGGUCGUGAUCCCCGAGGCACCACACUUGGCACUCAAACUCGCCGUCGGCAUCACUGUCUCCUCCGCAUUGAGGACAAUCUCGCAUUUCACGGCGAACUUGGGCCCUCGGUUCUCGGAUAUCAUCUCUAAGCUCCAUAUAGACAGCGAUAUCCUUCAUCUUGAACGCGAGACCGCCAGCGCAAUUUGUAUGCGGGACGCAGCGGGGAACGCGAUCAGCCCUGACACCGUGAAGCACUUCACAGCCGUCCUGCGAAGCCCAUAUGUUCCAAAGGAGGACGAAGCGGUGAUCAUAUGUGCGGCGUUGUCGGAGACUGGCCACUGCAACGUGCCGAGCGGCGUCUCCGUAGUGCAACACAUUUUUGACCUGACCACGGAUGAAAAGCGGCUCAGUUUCUUCGAUGAUUACGCUCGCACCCUAGUGGACGCAGUCCUCCCUCCGCUGUUGUUUGACGGCCUCGCCUUCGAAGCGCACCCACAGAACACGCUCAUGCGUGUCUCGCGCAGCACAGGCAAAAUCAUUGGCUUCGUCUUACGUGAUCUCGGUGGAUUGCGCGUGCACCCGCCUUCUCUGGCCGCCUCCAUCGGCGCGCCUUUCGAAUUCCUUCCGGAGCAUUGUGUCGUCACGGGCACGCGCGAGGAGGCCGCGAAGAAGCUGUACCAUACGCUCGUGCACAACCACUUACAGCGCCUAGUGCGUGUCCUCGGCCUGCACUACGACGGCAGAGGUUGGGAUAUUGUGCGCGAACAUAUGGAGCGACAUGUGAAGCAGGGCAACUGGCUAUGGGACGUGUGGAUGGGUGAAAAGGGCAAGAGUGUGUCAGGCAAGUGUCUGGUACGGAUGAAGAUCCAAGGCUUGUACCGUGACUCGGUCUACGAGCCGUUCCCCAAUAUGAUACAUUAUCGCCCGCAGGAGAAUUGAGAGCGUCGAAGGCUUUUGCCUAUAGCACGGAUACCCAUUGAAAAAUUGCUUGCUGUCGAUCGCUACAAAUGAGCGGAAUGUGGAGCGCACUCAACUGUACUUAUAUUAAUUUACUUUGAAUGGAACUCCAUUGCCAUUGUUU
Molecule: messenger RNA, 2149 nt
Organism: Heterobasidion irregulare TC 32-1
Lineage: Eukaryota; Fungi; Basidiomycota; Agaricomycetes; Russulales; Bondarzewiaceae
Exons: 7
Coding region: 1-2007 (668 amino acids)
Biological process (GO): siderophore biosynthetic process
Source: RefSeq, a predicted model, not a curated record